Messenger RNA from Paramecium octaurelia, 1051 nucleotides. NCBI's taxonomy places the organism in Eukaryota, Ciliophora, Oligohymenophorea, Peniculida, Parameciidae. The record is from the annotation of a GenBank genome assembly.
AUGAAUAAAGAAUCACAAUCAAAAUAAUAUUGGCAUCAUUUUAUUGCUGGUUUAGUUGGAGGAUUCAUCAGUGUAACUGUAUGCCAUCCUUUAGAAGUAGCCAGAAGCAGAUUGAACCUUCAAGUAAUGAAUUAACCAUUUUAAGAAUGCUACUAAAUCUGUAAACAAAUAUCAAGGUUUCAUUAACACACUUUACGUUAUCUAAAAAGAAGAGGGUUUUGCAGGUUACUACAAAGGUAAAAAUGCAUCAUCAUGUAAAAGGGUAUCGAGCAACAGCAAUAGCUAAUCCGAUUUUUCAUUCACUUUUCUUCCCCCUUUAUAAAUGGAAUAAGAAAAGUUUAGAAAUCUCAUAUGGAAUAAAUGGUUUCUAGAAUCACCUUUUGGCAACCAUCAUCACAGGGUUUGUUUGCGAUUUAAUUACAAAUCCUUUAUGGGUAUAUUAAUGCAAUUAACUCUUAUUAAAAGUUAAUCAGAACUAGAAUGUAAACGUAAUACUUACAUGAUCAAAAUAAUGCAAAGUAUACAUCUGUUUUUAGAGGAUUGAUCACUUUAUAAAAAGAAGUAAUGAAUGAAAUAAGGGUUUUAGGAAGGUUUCCUUGCUUUGUACAAAGGACUUGGAGCUACAGUGUUGGGUCUAUCCCACGUAGCAGUAUAGUUUCCAAUAUACGAGAGAUUAAAACAAAAUUAUACUGAUAAGAAUGGUUAGCUUUUGCCAACUGAUAUUCUUAAGGCUUCAAUAUUAUCAAAGUGUAAUAAAUACAUCUAUGUAUAGUAAUUGCUGUUUUGGUAACCUAUCCUCAUGUGGUUAUACGAACUAGAUUACAUGAUAAUAAAACUGUAUAUAAAAGUGGUCUUAAAUCAAGAGUUAGAAUUAUUGAUAUUUGUAGAGUCAUAUAUGAAUAGGAUUCGAUAAGAGGGUUCUAUAAAGGCUUAAUACCAGAUUUAAUAAGAGUGUUACCUACAAAUAGUAUAACAUUUCUUGUUUAUGAACUCUUCAGUCAAUACUUAGGGAAGCAUUUUUGAAUGGAUUAAGCGCAUUUAAAUAUGUAUA